Messenger RNA from Scophthalmus maximus (turbot), 3848 nucleotides. RefSeq names its product DiGeorge syndrome critical region gene 2 (gene dgcr2). Gene Ontology annotation, molecular function: protein binding. Gene Ontology annotation, cellular component: membrane. NCBI's taxonomy places the organism in Eukaryota, Metazoa, Chordata, Actinopteri, Pleuronectiformes, Scophthalmidae. The transcript is spliced from 11 exons. The record is from RefSeq and is a predicted model, not a curated record. The coding region runs from base 374 to 1987 and encodes 537 amino acids.
UGGUCAUCAGUGUGUUGCAUGUUCGGGAUUGUUGUGAUGUGAGGCCGCAGCCAUCUUGGAUCUGCGCCGCUCAGUCCACACCGAGCUGCGGGACCAGGACGGACGACGUCCACGGCGGAGACAGUUGGCCCACGUCGGCUCCUCGGCCCACGACACCAGAGAGAUCUGUGUGUGUUCGUUGUUUUGCCGCACGGUGCGACAAUGCUUGGCACGCGCUCUUUUUCUCCGUUAGCUGCGGGGUUGAGUGCAUAAAGACAUGGGGACGGACGGCUCAGAGCGGUCCUCGAUAUAGUUCCGGUGAGGACGACGGUGCAGAUCCUCGGCAUAUAUUUUUUGAUUUCUGGAUAGAGGAGUGACUAUGAAUGGAGGAUAAAUGUUGCCGAAGGCUGACAGCAGCAGUUUCGUCCUCUUCUCUCUCCUCUUCGUCCUCACGGUGACGGACCCACCACGCACAGGUCCGCGGCUAGCUCUGGCAAGAUUAUUGUCAGAGCAGCGCUGCAGCCCUGGGCAGUUUGCCUGCCACAGUGGGAAGAUGAAGUGUAUCCCGAUGUCCUGGCAGUGCGACGGCUGGACAGCGUGUGACGACAAGAGUGACGAGAUGGACUGUCCCUCUAUAAAGGAGGAGAGGUUUCGGUUUGGCAACGGAUAUGACCAGGUGGAAGACGUCAUCGGCGUGGCUCAGCCUGUGCGCUUCAACAAGAAAUGCCCCAGCGGGUGGCACCACUACGAGAAGACAGCCAGCUGCUACAAGGUGUACCUGCGGAAUGAGAACUACUGGCAGGCGGUGGACACGUGUCAGAAAGUCAACGGCUCACUGGCGACAUUCGUGACCAACGAGGAGCUGCAGUUCAUCCUGAAGAUCGAGGUGGACUUCGACGACAAAGUCUGCGAGCGCAGAGACCAGUGCAAGUUUUGGGUCGGCUACCAGUAUGUGAUCACCAAUCAGAACCACUCUCUGGAGGGCCGCUGGGAGGUGGCAUACAAAGGAUCAAUGCAGGUGUUUCUGCCGCCUGAGGAUCUGACCAAUUUUGGGGAGGCGUCUCCCACCCAGGACAACGUCUUCUGCGCCCAGCUGCAGCGCUUCCAGAUCAAAAGCAUGAACGAGCGAGGCCUGCACAGUUGGCACGCCGAGAACUGCUACAAAGAGUUCCCCUUUCUCUGCAAGAGGAGGCAAACGUGCGUGGAUAUAAAAGACAACGUCGUGAACGAGGGCUACUACUUCACCCCCAAAGGGGACGACCCGUGUCUGAGCUGCACGUGUCACGACGGCGAGCCCGAGAUGUGCGUGGCGGCGCUGUGCGAGCGGCCGCAGGGCUGCCAGCACUUCCGCAAGGAUCCCAAAGAGUGCUGCAAGUUCACCUGCCUGGACCCAGAUGGAAACAGUCUGUUUGACUCGAUGGCCAGUGGGAUGAGACUGAUCGUCAGCUGCAUCUCGUCCUUCCUCAUCCUCUCCCUGCUGCUCUUCAUGGUGCACAGACUCCGUCAGCGGAGACGUGAACGCAUUGAAACCCUGAUCGGAGGAAACUUGCAUCACUUUAACCUUGGAAGACGAGUCCCGGGCUUUGAGUACGGCCCGGAUGCUUUUGGCACUGGCCUCACUCCACUUCAUCUGUCUGACGACGGAGAGGGAGGCGCUUUCCAUUUCCAGGAGCCCCCUCCGCCGUACGUAGCCUACAAAUACCCCGACAUCCAGCACCCAGACGACCCCCCUCCUCCGUACGAGGCCUCCAUCAACCCAGACAGCCUCCUCUACUUGGACCUCGGACGUAGUGGCGUUUCCAUGGUGCCGAGCCAUAUGAACGCCAUGGGAGACGGGCUCCAGGCAGAUAUUCCCAACGCGUCCUUUCCUGUGCCAGGCUCGGCGCCGUCCUCUCAGCAGAGGGAAGACUCCAUAGAUAGCAGCACCCUCCUGGUGGGGCCCGACACUCCGACAGACGGCCCCGCCCCCGCGCCCGCAGACUGCGCCUCCCUCAGCACCAUGGUAUAGGACCGUGGGCUGGCAGGGAGCUGCACCCGGACGCUGCCUGAUAGUGGAUGACAGUCACGAGGACGUCGUGCACCGGGAGAGGACGCAGCACACUGCUGUGUCGUGUAUCUGAAAUGCUGACAGGAGAGUUAAUGUUUUGUACAGACGCGUCAGAAGGUGGAGCAGCCCGUGACGGAUGGAUGCCCUCGUUCUGAAGGGCCUUUUUUCUUUUUCUUUUUUUCUCUCACCAGCAUCCGAGGGAGCAGAGAGGACUGUUCCUGUACAGAGAAGAGAAACACUACAUUCAAGCUGAGAAAGAUGCACUUUUACUUUUAGUGUUGACUGAACGAAGCUUUUGAAAACAUCUCAGAGUCCUGAUGUAAAUACCCCCUCAGGUCUGUGCCAGUCCAAUUUGUAAUACUUGUGGCAUUUCAAUCCAGCAGAAGGCAAAAAAAAACAAAAAACAGACAGACGGACGGACAGUGACACCAGCUUUUGUUCCUUGUGCAUUUUUGUCUGCAUCAUUUAAACAGACACAUCUGAGUCGAUCUACAGGCUACAAAUAAUGUUCUCAUCAGCCUUUGUGUCGCCGGACGUCCCAGAUCCAGAAAACCUGUCCCAUCAGUUCCUCAGUAGUGCGAUACAUGAAGCCGUCUUCCAGGUUUAUCGAGAGUGUUUUUGCUGCAGAAGAUGUUUUGUAGUGAAGAGCUUUAACCUUUUAAGACGGUAUGAUUAGUUUCCUCUUCCGAUAAGGUUUUUCUUAGGUAAUGCUGACCCAAGGCAUUUAUUUAUCAGCAAAUGUUGUGGUAUUGAUAAAUACUGAAUUUGGUAACGUGUUUCUUUUUCGAUGAUAAUUUAUUACUGCAGGCUGUAAUCUUUAUUGUGGGAUUAGACGCAGCCUGAUCUCCUAACUGAUCAGUGAGCGAAAGAAGAUCAGGGAUGAUAUCCUGUAAUUAAGUUUGGAAAGAAAAGAAAAAAAGACAUUUAUUCGAGAUCACAGUUUCAAUCAUGAAGUCAUUAGGUCAUGCAGACGAUCCCGGUUUUAUUACUUCAUCAUCAACUCUUCACAGGGUCCUUGUUUACUGACUCAUCCCCUGAUUAAAUCAGGUUUUGUUUAUUUGGAAACUAAUUUGUCAGUUGUCACAUUUGGAUGCUGCCCCUCCAUUCCCUGACGUGUGUGUGUGUGUGUGUGUGUGUGUGUGUGUGUGUGUGUGUGUGUGUGUGUGUGUGUGUGUGUGUGUGUGUGUGUGUGUGUGUGUGUGUGUGUGUGUGUGUGUGUGUGUGUGUGUGUGUGUGUGUGUGUGUGUGUGUGUGUGUGUGUGUGUGUGUGUGUGUGUGUGUGUUUUUCUCUCUCUUCGGGCAGUACAUCUGAUAUCUCAGUUGUUGAGGUUGUUCUCAGCCACUGAUGAAGGUGAUGUCACUGACUAUAAAUGUGAACCGUUUGUUUUGGUGUUGACGAGUCUGUUCUUGUUCUUGUUUCUCAGUGGGUUUUGCAGUUCAAAAAAAAAAUUUGAAUAAAAGAAAAAGUGUAAACUGUAUAUUUGGAACGAGUUAGACCUCUUGUUAUGACGACAAUCGUUUGACUCACUUUAAAUGAUGAAUUUUUAUAAGUCGAGAGAGUCGGAGACGACCCACAACCACCAGCAUUCAACACACUUGUGAUCUGACUCCAGACCUGUUGUAAAUGUGUCUGAAUGACUGUGCAUGUCCGCAUAAAUCAUGUUUGAAUUUUCUUGAUUUUUUUUAUUAUUGUUAUUGCUAUUUUCCCCCUUUUUUUGGCAUAUUGACAAUCCCCAGUGGAUUAUCCAUCAAACAAAAUCUCAUGAAUUGUAGAAAAAAAGUAACUUGCAUGUGUGUAAAGGAGACGGUGUACUGGUCUGGG